GACAGCGAGUCAUUUGAAAAACGCUUAUCAUUUGUUUUCAACUACGUAAAAUGUACGGAAAAUAAGCAAACCGGUCAUCAGGAAAAUAAUCUUUUUCUUCGGUAGGAGCUCUCUUGUUAAAUCUCGAGAUAGCAGACUGAGUCAGACGAUUCUUCAACAACACUUGCCUCAGGGUGGUGACACACAGCUGCAAAUACAAGAUGCAUGGUUGUUAGAUAAAGAACUUAUAUCAGCACAUCAUUCUGCUUGUUGGACAGUUCCCUCUGGCGUUAAAAGUCACCGGUUGAGUUCGCUCGACGCACAACCAGAAUGCAGGGAGGAAAUUUUACGCACCCGCAAAACGUAACUCAAUUUGACUCGAUAUCCAGCUAUACAGAGCUUGCUCCACCAUUGUUCACUGCUAUCAUAAGUGUGGGUUUAAUCGGAAAUUUAAUGUUGAUUUACACCGCGCUCCGUUGGCCAGAAAUGAGAACACCGUGUAACUAUCUGAUCGUCAACAACGCAUCUGCUGACCUCUGUGUGGUUCUCAUUGGAGCACCUAUGCGGAUUGUUGAAGUGUACCACGGAUGGCCUCUUGGAGAACUAGCCUGCCAGAUUCUUGCACCAACUCAAGAUGUUUUCGUCGUGGUGUCGGUGCUAACUUACACUUUGAUCGCGUGGGAGAGACACAGAGCUGUCUUGACACCGUUCAAACCUAAGCUAACAUUGAGAACGAUAACAAUCGCCUCCGUUUCCAUUUGGAUUGUCUCAUACCUGAGCACAGGACUACCAAUUGCAUUACAUUGCAACUUGCAUACUAUUCAAGGAACACCACGAUGCUUGGCAACGUUUACAUCAGACAUUACUCGACAAAUCUAUGAGUCUUACUUGGUGAUCUUUUUCAUAAUAUUGCCACUCCUCCUCCAGACAUACGCAUAUUCUCGUGUAGUUCACUGUCUAAGGCGCAAAGGAUUAGAGAGAUCUUUCAGUGGCUCCACGAGAGGAAGCGUUAAAAGAAAGAGCAAAAAACGUAAGCUCAUUCGGGUGACAAUACUUAUGAUGAUACUAUUUCAAGUUUGUUACAUACCAAGAGGUGUGUUAAUGCUCCUUUACGAAUUCGCGCGCGAGCUAACGACCCAUCCAUUUUUUGGAAGGAUCGAUCUUUUUUUCAUGGCGCUAUAUUAUGCCAAACAUGCCAUCAACCCGAUAAUAUUGUUCACUGUAAGUACAGAUUUUCGCACUCGAUUUCCGUGUAGAUUAACCAACGUAGGAAAGUGGAAUUUUCCUAUGUUCAAAAGCGUGUUCUUAACUCGUAAAUCAACUCUGAAUACUCCCUUCAUGGAAGCUGAACAAAAACAGCCUAUUAAUGUUGAGGCGAAACUUUAACGAAACCACUACAAAGACAAACAUUUGAGUUGGGGUCAAUUUUAAAACAUCAGUGUCUACAAUUUUCUUUUUUCUCCUGAGAUUUUUGAAAGAAAGCCUAGAGUAGCAAUAAAUUUUGCACGAGACAUCUCCCAUUACUUUGUGAUAUAACCAUUGCAUUCUGAGAGAAAGCGAAGCGAAUUUUUGGCUUGGGAGAUUUACAUAUAUCUGUCGAGGUAAUUAAAAUCUACCCGACAUAUACAAGUACUAAGAUGAAGAAUGGACCCCAAAAAGUAAACAUUAAAACAAAACA
Molecule: messenger RNA, 1657 nt
Organism: Pocillopora damicornis (cauliflower coral)
Lineage: Eukaryota; Metazoa; Cnidaria; Anthozoa; Scleractinia; Pocilloporidae
Product: substance-K receptor
Biological process (GO): G protein-coupled receptor signaling pathway
Cellular component (GO): plasma membrane
Molecular function (GO): G protein-coupled receptor activity
Source: RefSeq, a predicted model, not a curated record